GCCAUUUUGGCUCAACAGCAGGUCCGGCAUACAAGUAUUGGCUUGAACGUUUCUCGGCCUCUUGUGUCACUGAUUAGGACCCGGGCAGACCGUGAGUCGAUUUGGUCGGUAUUUUUGUUGGUCAAGAGUUGCUACUGCAACACGCCCAGCAUAUGUGCAUACAUCCCCUGGCAAAGAUUCUGCCACGACGUUAUUCUCCGCUGCUGAAUCUCGAUUCGCUGCGAAUUUAAGGAAUUCGCGUCGCAAGCACAGGUCAUUCCUUCAGGGUACGUGUUAUCGGUAGUUUGUCUAUGGCGUUCGAGGUUGCUAUCUCAUUACGUUCUGGUCGGAGCUUCUUCCUAGCACCGCAGGGCGUCCGUCAUUUGAUUUUGCAGGCGUCCAGUUUUUCAAAUAUCCUUCAAGCCAGCAACGCUAAUACAUCUGAUGUGUUUGCCGGGGCCCCAUUGUCCACGAUAACACCAAGCCUCCGAGGUGAUGUCAUUGCAGAAGUGGCUCGACAGGUUGACGCGGAAGUGAACCCACGCUCCAUAUUUGAGAGGGGUGUGCUUGGCAAUUGCUGCAAUGGUUCCAGACGCGGACCUAACAUAAUGGAGUACGAUUGGCUUCGAGAUGGAUUGCGCGUCGAAUGCAAGAGUUCGAAGAUGUCAUGGGUCCCCUCCAGAAAGAGUUGGGAAUUCGCGUUCUACCAUAUUAAGAUUGCGCACGGUGAAGCUCGGAGAGUAGCUGCGUUUGAUGAGUUACUUCUGGUUUUGUAUACUCCUACGCACCUGUACUUCUACAGACAUUGGGGUACAUUCGGUUUGCGUUCUGCGGGACGGCUUACAUCCACGGUUGGGCACCAGCUUCGGAUAAGUAGUGGGGGCGGUAUCGAAGAUUGGCGUCUUGCCUUGAAACAUGUAUUGGGCAAGCUCGACGACGGCGCAAAUUCUUGCGAACGUCUGUCAAUUAUGCCACUAGCGGACAAUCGGAUACAGCACGCUCUAGAUUCUCGGUGCAACGUGACUCAGAAGAUUUUCAAUGGUUGCCCUUUAUUUGAGGUCACUCCUGCCACGAGGGGGAAGCGACUUGAAGUGCUUACCCGCCGAGUGGAUCGAAUCGUCAAUCCUUGUGCUGAGAUGAAGUGGCCCGAUUCUGGGUAUUGUGUGGGUGGCCUUCAGCGGCGCGGAGUUCAUAGGGCAGUGUGCGACUGGCACCGAGAUGACAUUCGUGUUGAAUGCAAGAGUUCGCAGCUUCAGUGGGACAAGCAUAGGAAACGUUGGUUGUUCCAAUUUCAGAACGUCAAGUUUUCGAUUCCGCCUUCGUUUGACGAACUGCUGCUAGCAUUUUAUACACCCCGGGGUGUUUAUAUUUACCGUCACGAUUUGCGUUUUGGUAUAUCUUCUUGUGGGGUGGCAACAAGUGUCCGGGGUCACAGAAUUGGUGUAUAUGGCCCAUGCCAAGAGGCAGAUUGGCAGGUUGCAUUAGACACGAUGAUCAACAAGAUUGGCGAGUCAGGUUGCGAUCGCGUUGCAUUCGUUCGCUGGUGAGGCAGGCUGUAGACUGGCACUGCUGCACAAUCACCCCCCACCCACCCACCCACCCCAACGCUCGGCGGGAACGAGCUCCGUUGGUCAUUGUAUUGCUGCUCCUUAUCUGCCUUGUUUCCUGUCACCGCAUCGUCCUGAUUGGGCCAUCGAGUAAGCAUUGGCCGCGGCAACCCGCAGUGGUACGUCGAUCAGCUCAGCUGGCAGUUGCAGAACUUUUGCCGAGAGUGCCGAACAAAAACAA
Messenger RNA from Prorocentrum cordatum, 1767 nucleotides. Lineage: Eukaryota; Dinophyceae; Prorocentrales; Prorocentraceae. The record is from the annotation of a GenBank genome assembly.